AUGUUUUUUUAGUUACUCGGUUACUCCUUAUAUAUGUAUAUAUACACACAUAUAAAGUAGCUCCACAUAUAUUCGUUCGGCUUCGAUCUCUCCGUUUCCGUGCUUCCAUCCCAUCCGUCGAUCGUCGCAUGUGUGUAAUCAUACAUCGGCUGCUGUGCAGUUUGCAGAGGCUUGUGAGUUGUGCGCAAGUGUUGCGCUGCUACAGCAGCAGGUGGUCAUUUUUUCUGUGCCAAUUGUGUGUCAAAAAACAGCGUUGCCUGCCGGGAAACGAACUCUUUUUAUUUUGUUUAUUUUUUUUUUGUUCAUAGAAAAACUCUUUGUACCUAACUGAAUCAGCACUUUUCUUACCUGGGGGAUGAUUCAUACUCUCGACAAUACCUGUGCAUUGACGUUUAACAGGUAACUGUACGUCUCUGUUCUUUUCUUCAUCAUCUACCUCACUCUCGCUCUCUCUCCCUCUCCCCGCACUGUUAAAUAGCUCAAAGGCCCAGAGACACUUCCGUACACCUACCUUUAAGGCCUCUGAUAAUGUGUGACUCAGCAGAUAGCUCCCUGAUUCAGAAACUCAACCACUUAAGGUUUGAGCAUGAUGAGCCUGGUAUCGGUGAGCGAAUGUCAAGCUCCAGACCUGAAGCUCAAGUGCCAGUUUCUGGAGCUGGUGGGCCAACAGUUCGAUUUGCAAACACAGAGGAUCAUAGGCCUAAUCAGUAUCCUGUAGAUUAUGGCAUAUACGAGAGCUACUGCAGUGACAGAGAAAGACUUACCCGAUUGACUUCUGAGGACAGGAUGAAACAGUACCUCGCCCAACAGAGAUCCGAACAAGAAAGAAAUUCACCUGUGUAUGAAAAUAUUUAUGUCAAUGAUGCAUCUUUGUACCCCAGGGAAAAAUAUCCACCCCCCUUGGAUACUGUCAAACAAGUUUUGAAGAGUGCUGGAAACAGCCCAGGAGCAUCUAUGGCUGGUGAACAGUACAGUGGAGGAUAUAAAGGCUUUGAAAAGAAUCAGUACGUAGGAGCAUUACAUCAAUUGGAUCAUCAUAAUCAUCAUCAACACCUUCAUCAACAACAAAUAAAAAAGGCACAACCCCAAGUACCAAUCAACAGAUAUCAAACGGCUUCACCAGUGAGAGAAAUACCUUAUAUGCCACCACCAGUUUAUGAAAACAUUCAAGAUAUUCACUACUCGGAGCUAAACAAAGAAAAGGCAAGACCUCAAGCGCCCAUUAAUUACCACCAUUAUAAUCCCAUGAGCAUCAACGGCGGAGAUUACGUGGUAAUGACUGGAAAAGCUGGGCCAAUGGCAGAACAAAAAACGAUCAACUCACAAAGGCAUGUUCGUCCACCUCAUCACGAUGAACUUUUGCGACGAUCAUACCUUCAAGAAUACCAGCCUAAUCCUCCAUUGCACCAGAAAAAAAAUAACAAUGAAAAUAACAGCAACAGUAGCAACAGUAAUAACAAUAAUAACAAAAGCACCUACGUCCCACCAUCAGAGCUCCAGCAGCAGAGGAAUAUACAAAGCGAGCAGUACCAGCAAAGAUAUAGUGACCCAGUGGACCAGAAGUUGCAGUACUCGCAGACGUACCGAACCUCGCCUCAUUCCACGAGCUCGAGUGACCCAAGAUACCACGCUUACACGAGCUUGAUUGACCCCAGCACCAACAGCAGCAGCAGCAGUGCCAGUACUAAUAACAGUCACUAUCGGCAACAAGUCCAGUCGUCGAACAAGCAGUUUGUCGAGCGCACCCCCGCGGUCUCGAAUCCCGUAAAUCCUGCCUACUCUGGAUACGACUUUAUGUCACGGUCCUUAAAACCAACCUACGAGUCCCAGAGACAGACGGAUUCUCCUAGCUACUCGCCAGUCCAUCUCAACCAGGUGGGUGACAGAGGCUGCCAUCAACAGUUGCAGGACACGCCCUUGGAUAAGACAGAGCAUCCGCAUCGAGCUUCAAGUAUAGUAUUUGCCAACGAGCCUAGCUGUUUGUCCUCCUCCUCGGUAUUUGAUGGUGGGAAUCGUGUCGAGAACGAUCCCUCCGAUCCUUCGCAGUCUCCCACGCGGCAACAAACGAGCUGCUACUCUGAACCUGGUCUCUGUCAAAUUUCGCCUAAACGCGACAGGGAGCACCCACUGCGUGGUCAGGUGCAACCCGCGGUCUCGAGCACGAUCUCGGAUCCUAGCCUACCCCCGGGCGUGACGAGUGGAGUCGCUGGUCCCGUCGUUCUUGGCGAUACUGGUGGUCUUCUUCCAGUGUCGAUGCACAGGAAGAUCGAGACAUCGAUGGACAGCAGGAUGAACGUCGCUAUGCCUGCCAAGCCCACUAUUGGCAAAAGCUUACUGCCCGUCAACGUUACACCUCCAAGGCCAUCGGGGCCUACAGAAGCAGAAAGGAAAAUCGAAGAGUUGACAAGGCAACUUGAAGAAGAAAUGGAAAAACAAGAGGAAGAAGGCGAAUAUUUCGGUAUCUGUCACACAUGUCGCGAGAAAGUAACAGGCGCUGGGCAAGCUUGUCAAGCAAUGGGUAAUCUUUACCACACGAAUUGCUUCAUCUGUUGCUCCUGCGGCCGAGCGCUUCGCGGAAAAGCUUUUUACAAUGUAGAUGGUCGUGUUUAUUGCGAAGAAGAUUAUCUAUAUUCUGGGUUUCAACAGACUGCCGAGAAAUGUGCCAUAUGUGGUCAUCUUAUAAUGGAAAUGAUUUUACAAGCAAUGGGUAAAUCCUACCAUCCUGGGUGCUUCAGGUGCUGCGUGUGUAAUGAGUGCUUGGAUGGGGUACCAUUUACGGUUGAUAUAGAUAAUAAAAUUUACUGUGUUAAUGAUUAUCACAGAAUGUUUGCUCCAAAGUGUGCUUCUUGUGGCAAGGGCAUUACUCCCGUUGAGGUAAACGAUAUCGAAGGGACAGAGGAAACAGUGCGAGUAGUUUCUAUGGACAAAGACUUUCACGUCGACUGCUACGUGUGUGAGGAUUGCGGCAUGCAGUUAACUGAUGAGCCCGAUAAACGAUGUUACCCAUUAGACGGAAAACUAAUGUGCCGAACAUGCCACAUUCAACGCAUCUCGCACAUACAGCCAAGAGCACCUCAACCAGUCUCAGCUACUUAUCAAUAUAUGGGUUAAAUUUUUUAGAACAAUAUUUAUAAACUUUUCAUACACCUACUAUUUUUUCUAUUUUUAAUAUUAUUACCAUUAUGAUUAGUGGACUUAAGUUAUUUCUAAUUGAAAAUUGUCAUACGAUGAUUUUCCUGAUAUGUGAUAUAUUACGUUAUUAGCGUAUGUUUGAAUGAAAGUAGCAGUUGUAACAAGCACGUUGAUAAUCUCAUACUGAUUGAUUAAGUAAAUCGAGUUAUUUUGUUUAUAGGCCGGAAUGAUUGAUAACGUGACUGAUUUUUCAAAGGUGUUAUUAGUUGUGACAUUUACCUGCUUGAUACAAAUUCAGUUAGGGUAAUUUCGAUGAAUGUAAUCAAGUAUGGAAAAUUGAUCGAUUAAGCUUACGCCUCGCAAAUAGGGAUAAAACAUUAAAUAAACAUUACGUAUGCAAGUAUGAUAAAUUAGAAAAAAUAAUAAUCUUGAGUAAACGACUAAAAGCAUCUUGGCUAUGUUACAGUAGCAUAGAGAUCGAAAUAACACCUACUUGAUGCCAUUUUUUUCCUCAAAAAUCUUGUUUCAUUAUUACGAUCAAACUGCCAAAUCAAGACGAUUAAAGAUAAGUGUCUAAAUUUCCACUUACUAAUUUUUAUAAGAUUUUUUAAAAUAGUUUUACAAUACUAUCAGUAUUUGUAUAAAAAAUAAAUGCAAUUGUAACAGAAUUUUACCACAAAACAUCAGUAAUUAAAAUGCGGAAAAAUUUAAAGUAACUUUUAAUAGUUUUGGUGACAGAUUCAAAUAAUAAUAAUAAUGCUGGU
Copidosoma floridanum is the source of this 3896-nucleotide messenger RNA. It is a transcript of the gene jub, whose product is annotated as LIM domain-containing protein jub. Gene Ontology annotation, biological process: cytoskeleton organization; regulation of DNA-templated transcription; response to hypoxia. NCBI's taxonomy places the organism in Eukaryota, Metazoa, Arthropoda, Insecta, Hymenoptera, Encyrtidae. Gene Ontology annotation, cellular component: P-body; transcription regulator complex; adherens junction. The record is from RefSeq and is a predicted model, not a curated record. Gene Ontology annotation, molecular function: transcription corepressor activity.